UUUCAUGCAGCAUAGCACCCGUCGGAAGUUGCUGUGUGAAGUGGAGUAAAAAACGGGAUGUUGAGGUAGUUUUUAAACUCUUCGACAUUUCUUUGGACAUUUUUUAUAUUCUGUUGCAGACACAGAAGAACGGUAAGUCGUGGGUUUGAAAGGAAUUACAUAUUGCUCACUUUAAUGCAAGAAAAAAGGGGAGGUCCGAAGUUAGCUAGCUAGCGAGUUAGCAUUUGUAAUUAUUAGCCAUUACGUUUUAACUAUCAAUAAAAAACAACAACAUUACAGUCUCUUACAUCGUGACAUUUUGUUAAGCUUAUUCUAUUAAGAUGUCUGUUUUGCUAGUUAUUGUCACCUCUCAUUGGCUGAUCUUGAUUAGCAUUUGCAGCAGCUGUGGGGAGUUCUCUCUAGUGAUUGCAAAGUAAAAGCCAGCUGAAACCCCACCAAAGUAUCUGUUCUUGUUGAUGUCAGUGAUAGGCGCUGUCUUGAGUGAAAAUGGCCCCGAUGCAUGCUGUGAUUUUGUUAGUGCUGUUUUGUUCUGCCUACUGUUAUCGGUCCAGAGGAAGAGCUCGCAAUGGCCCGCUUGUGCGAAACCCUGAACAAGAGUGGGAGAGAAUCCAGAAAGUAAUAAGUGACGAAAUGAGUGAGGACCUCAAACCGAAAUUCCUGAGGGCGGCAAGUAGUGCAUCUACAACACUUGCACCAAGGCAAGUUCCUGUGUAUCUGGUUGUAUCUUCCUCCGAUGACCAUAAAAGUGCCUUCAAGCCAGAAAAGGGUGCCAUACCCCUACCACCCUCGCUCAGACAAAUGUUACUUCAGACUGCCACCACUACUAUUGCAUCCAGAACAACAGCCAGACCAAAGCUGAUUGAAAUCGUGUGCCAUGUUGACAGAAUGUAUGUUAGAGUAAGGAAAGAGAUCUUUAAGUACACAGAUGCAUGGAAAUCUCUUAAACUAGGCACCUGUUCUGUUAACAAAAGUACCAAAGACCAUUACUACUUCCUCUACCUUCUGACGGAUAGCUGUGGAUUCAAGACAGAGAAUAAUGCAGAUUUCCGGGUGAUCAGCAAUGUGGCCAACUACCAGCCAAACACAGUAGUUUUAAGAGAAAUGCCAUUUACCAUUCCUGUGCAGUGUAAAUAUCCAAGAUUCUUUCACUCCUAUAAAGUUGGCUUCUACCCUGAAGUGAAGGGAGGCACUGUUUUAAAAGAACUCUCACCAAAGAGCAGCUUCACCCUUACUCCUCAAGAUGCAUCUGGCAAUGACAUCGCUGUCACCAAAUAUUUACUGCACAUUGGUCAGCAAAUGUACUUUGAGGCCAAGCAACCUGAGGAGGCUGCUGCACGCACUGGAGCGAUGAGGAUGUACAUCAACAAGUGCUUCAUGACUGCUUCCCAAGACUAUACCUCAACACCAACACCUAAAUAUACAGUCAUUGACAACUUUGGCUGCAUGAUUGAUAGCAAGGUGUCGCUGCAAUCAAAGUUCAUCACCGGUACUUCAAAGACGUCCCAGAAAUUCGGCAUGACUGCCUUGAUUUUCAAGGACAAGGUUUCCAUUUCAUCUGCAUCACAGCAAAUCUACAUGCACUGUGACAUCUCAAUGGGGGCUGUGACUCCAACUGCAAAGUCAAAGGCUUGCAACUAUGACAAAGCUACCACGAAGUGGAAGGAGCUGUAUGGCGAUGACUCUUUGUGCACCUGCUGUGAAACCACCUGCUCCUCUGCAAGUCCUAAGAAGACUACCAGGAAUAUGGUCUCCAGUCACUCUUGGAAGGUGGACCUGAACAAGAGGGACGGAAAGGUGAACGUUCACCCCCGGAUGAAGUUCUUGGAUGCUGACACUUUCACUUUGGAGCACCCAAGCAUGGCAGCGCACAAAGCCUCCUGCAGCACUGGGACAUGACUUUUAAAUAAAUGGCUUCUCGUGUACUGGAUGUUUCAAUGGCCUAUUCUUGAAGUUGUGACAUGAAUCCUUCAUUGCUUU
Messenger RNA from Trematomus bernacchii (emerald rockcod), 1977 nucleotides. Its product is annotated as zona pellucida sperm-binding protein 3-like. Gene Ontology annotation, cellular component: extracellular matrix. Bases 487 to 1896 code for a protein of 469 amino acids. Gene Ontology annotation, molecular function: acrosin binding. NCBI's taxonomy places the organism in Eukaryota, Metazoa, Chordata, Actinopteri, Perciformes, Nototheniidae. Gene Ontology annotation, biological process: binding of sperm to zona pellucida; egg coat formation; positive regulation of acrosome reaction. The transcript is spliced from 9 exons. The record is from RefSeq and is a predicted model, not a curated record.